AUGAAUAAAGAAUUUAUUCCCUCCAAAUUUGCUUUCGAUAUUGUGGGCACCUAUCUCCCCAUAAUCCAAUCGAUAAGUAUUGUCGCUAACGAAAUUAAUUUUAUUUAUGUGAACGCGGAGUGCAAUAAAGAGAUAUGUGGAAUUAUGACAAAUCGAGUAAAAUCCGCCGAAUUUGCCCUUCAAAUGACUAUAAGGAACAUAGUUGAUGAAGAAUCUUUUCGACAAAAGUCAUAUCAAGCGGCAUUAUUUCAUUUUGAAAACAUUUUGAUAAAUGUCAAAGAAUUUACUAAGAAAGUAUCAAAAUUUAAAAGUUUUCGAAAGUUUUCUAAUGCAGGAGAGGUUAAAAAAAAUUUUGAAAAAUUAACACUUGAAUACGACGCAUGUGUUAAAGAUUUACAUUUUGCUAUUGAUAUCGUAAGCAUGUUUGAUAAGGAAGAAGAGUAUCGAAAAGUAGACAAGGCUCUAAAAGACAUCAACGAAACUCUUAAAAUAUUUUAUGCCGAAACUCAUGAUUUUAAAUGCGAUGCUCAUUAUACAAAUCACAAAGUUCAAGAUGUUGAUAACAAACUUGAUAUUUUGCAACGAAGAAUUGAGCUUUUAUAUAAAACGCAAUCUGAUGACGAACUAAAAAAAAUCGACUCAAGUGAAUUGACUGAUCCUCCCUAUUCAUCCAGGAACAAUAUUAGAGCCAUUAAAAAGAUUUAUAAAACAAUGGAAGUUGACUGCAAAGAUAUCAACCAAUCUAAUAAUACUAAAAGUAUUUUGGUAAUACUCCAAAAAUUAACUCCAGUUUUACCAUACAUUCUCCACUUUUAUGGUCUUUCUAAAGUUGAUACCAGAGAUGUCAUGGUUUUUGAAUGGGCCGAAUACGGAUCCUUAAAAGAUCUUUAUGAUUCAUAUGAUAUUCCUUGGGGUAGAAAAAUUCAAAUUAUUCGAGAUAUCUGCCGUGGCCUUGUGUGGUUGCGUAGUUUUGAUCUUUACCAUCACGAUCUUAGAUGCGAAAAUGUAUUAGUACUGCGCAACUUAGACCCAAAACUUGGAAACUUUAAACACGCACAUAUGAAAGAAGAAGAAAUCAAAAAAAUUUCCGAUGCAGCAACAACCACUUUUAAUUGGAUGGCUCCAGAAUUAAUCCAAAAAUACAAAGAAGGAAAAUAUAAAGAAAACAUUUACAGAUUUAAUUGCGAAAUGUUCAGUUUUGGAAUGCUGAUUUGGGAGCUUUGUUAUGAAAAGCUGCCUUAUAAAAAUUGGAAUCCUGUAAAAAUCUCUAACCACGUUUUAGGUGGUAACAGAGAAAGACUUGUGCGUGGAAAAUUUGAAAAUACCAAAGACCUGAAAAUUCAGGAAAAUUUUAUUACCAUAAUUGAAAAUAUGUGGAAACAAGUACCGGAACAAAGAAUAGAAGUUACAAAGCUUCAUUUAAUACUUGAGGAAUUGGCACUGAGUUAUCAGAUUCGAGUAGAAGAACCUAUGCUAUUAAAAGAUGGAAAUUACAAUUUCGAGGGAGAAGAAGAAGAUGCGACGUCAAUUAACUUGGUAAUAAAUUUUGAAAAAGGAAUUGAGCUUCAUAAAGAAAAAAACUAUAAAGAGGCAUGGAAAUGUUUUGAGGAAAAUGCAGAUCUUGGAAACAUCUCUGCAAAAUAUUGGAAAGGAUACUAUUUAUCCAAUGGGUACGAUGGUGUUGUUAAAAAGGAUAAAGAAAAGGCCAUGGAGCUUCUUAAAGAGGCAGCUGAUAAUGGCGAUCCUUAUGGAUAUAAGCUAGAUGAUGCACAGUUUCGAUAUGUUGGAUUGUUGAUAGAGAGUCUUAAAAAUAAUGCUGACGAUGAAGACACCAAGCAAGAUAAGCGCAAAAAAAUUUUGCACUAUCUUAAAUUAGCUGCAGACAAUAAUAAUGUUACGGCAAUGCAACUUCUAGGGGAUAUUUACAUUAAUGGAAAACUUGAGGUGCAAAAAAACGAAGAACUCGGUUCGUUGUAUUUAAAGUUGGCAAAAAUCAAUAUGAAUUAA
This is a messenger RNA of Acaulospora morrowiae, 2007 nucleotides long. NCBI's taxonomy places the organism in Eukaryota, Fungi, Glomeromycota, Glomeromycetes, Diversisporales, Acaulosporaceae. The record is from the annotation of a GenBank genome assembly.